ACUCACUUGCUUCUUCGCCUCACCCUCUCCGCUCUUCGCGUCCUUCUUCUCACAAUACAGCCUCAAAGGACAGCAAUAACGACGACAACACAAACUAAAUACAAACCUCAUCAAAUCCAACAAAAACAACAACGAAACAAUGGCAACCUUCACCGGAAUGAACAACCUGAAAACUCAAACCGAUGAGCUCUUCUGUCUGGAUUGCAGCAACUCCUCCACCAAGAGUACGGACAGCGUCGGUUCCAUCAGCAGCAGCAGUAGAGAUCAUAGACUCAAACCUUGCUGUGGCCAAAUCGCGGAUUCCUUUAGUGAAAGUAUGGAGAUGGACAUCUUCAGCGUCCGCCAUGAAGAUCAAGUACUCCCCUGUGGCCACAUUGGAUGCAAUUAUUAUAGAGGGAACUGCAUCGUGUGUGAUAAAGAAGCCGAGAGCAAAGAAGAAUGGGGAAAAAUGCUGACUCAAUUUGCUAAAGGAAACCGCUACGCUGCCAGACGAUAG
Messenger RNA from Seminavis robusta, 496 nucleotides. NCBI's taxonomy places the organism in Eukaryota, Bacillariophyta, Bacillariophyceae, Naviculales, Naviculaceae. The record is from the annotation of a GenBank genome assembly.